AUUCAAUUAAAUUCAACAAAAAACAGUAAAGGAAAAAAAAUGGGUUAACAAUAAAUGUUCUCAAACCAGUAAAAAUAAAAAGUAAUUUAUAAAGCAAAUGAACAUUGAAAACCGAUACCGAUCCAUGUUCUCACUCAGCUCAGAAAGUUCAGAAAAUAAACAGUAAAAAUGGGUCGUACUCAAAGGAAAAGAAAGCGAAUUAAGUCACGCAGCUUUCAUAAGUGCGAUGGUGAAACUAAAUUAAUUCAAUUAAACUCUUGGCUGUCUAAAGAAGGCGUAAGACGGAAUCAUAAAUUAAUUCUGGCUGUGUUUGACGAUACUGGUCGUGGAGUACUAACAAAUAAAAAGAUAUCAGCAGGCGAAGAAUUAAUAACCUUACCCAUAAAUUCUACAAUAAAUGUGAUUACUAUUCUCUCAGACAUUCCCUUUCGUAGUAUAUUUUCAAGGAAUAAUGAAUGCUUAUUGAAAUUUAAAGCAUCAGUAUCUUUUCAAUCUCUUUUGGCUUUCUAUUUAUCUUACUUAAAGUUGCGAGGCGCUAGAACUAAAUGGUUUAUAUACUUGAACAGUUUACCAGAAGAAUACACUGUGCCAUACUUUUUACAUAAAGACAUACAAAAUAAUCUUGAUGCAGAUAUAUUUUCUAUAAUCUCUAAACAGAAAGUGAUAAUUCAAAAUUCCUAUUAUAUUUUUGAAAAUAUUUUGAGGACUUGUGUAUGUGAUGACAAUUUUAUACAACUUUUAAGGAGGAAUUUUAACUUAAAAUUAUAUGAAUGGGCCUAUUUCACUGUCAACACCAGGUGUGUCUAUAUGGACUUAACAAAUGUGUUAGACUUAAAGAAUAUUCAAUGUACUCUACUUAGUUUAGUAAAUGAUAAUACCAAAAUAUCACUCUGUCCUUACCUAGAUAUGAUAAAUCAUAGUCCUAAUUCAAGAAAUGAGACAAAAUUAAUGAUACCAAAAGACUUUCCCAGUGUCGACAUUAUAAAUUUACAUCAAGAGUUUUUUUCUGAUGUGUGGUUUUCAAUUUACACUAAAAACAAUUUUGAUCCUUUUACUCAAGUGUUUAUAUGUUAUGGAGAUAGCCAUAACUUAAAACUGAUAACUGAGUAUGGUUUUUUCUUACCUAACAAUGAACUAGACUGUGUGUUAUUUAGUUAUGAAAAUAUUAUUAAUUUUUUAAGUUUGAACUCCUUUAAAUUAUCACAGGAUCAAAGUUCUUUUGUUGAUAGUCAUGGGCUAAACAAAGAUCUGUACAUCGAUUUUAGAGGUCUAAGUUUCAACCUUUACGGAUUAUUAAUGGUUGUAAAGUAUUAUUAUGAUGAUACUAUAGAUGUAAGUAGAUUAAUAUAUUCAGCCGCUGUAGGUUCUUAUAACAAAGAUUUAAAUGACAUGAUAAAGCCAAUGAUUAAAAACAAACUUGAUGAAAUAAAAAAAUCUAUUAAAACACUUAUUAAUUAUCAAAAUAAAUGUGUUAUCAUAGAUAAUUGUGUAGGUCUUAUGAGUCAAUAUGUUAAUAUUUUAGAAAAGUUUAUUAAAUGUUAGUUGUACAUAUUGGAUGUAAGUCUAGUUUUUAUUAAAAUACAAUUAGUAUUUUAAAAUGUAAUUUAUCAUUUUCAAUAGGUUACAAUGUGACAAGCUGAUCGUCUGAAUUAAUUGCAAAAACAUAUCCUGUCGAAUGUCGAAAAUUAUGUGAAUAAAUAAAUAAUAAUAGAAAUAGUCCAUUUAUUUAGUUGGUUAUACCUGGGUAUGGAAUUUCAGUAAUACUACAAGGGGUCCAACUUCUCAUAAGUUAAAUAUUUUAUUUUUGUUUCCAUUAAAAUGAUAGACCCCGACAGACCCGAUAAAACUCAUUAAAUUAAACUGUUUUACGUACAUAUUCGCGCCUU
Molecule: messenger RNA, 1886 nt
Organism: Diatraea saccharalis (sugarcane borer)
Lineage: Eukaryota; Metazoa; Arthropoda; Insecta; Lepidoptera; Crambidae
Source: the annotation of a GenBank genome assembly